AUGGUAGUACUCAGGUCGCUGCGCCAGUCGUCCACGUACCUAUACCUCAAGGCGUACUGGCUCUGUGCCCUGGUAUCCCUCUUCAAAGCUACGCCUGUUUCUUCCGGCAUUGAGCACGCGAGGAACCAAUUGCACUUGGAUAAGAUCCAAGAGUUUGCAAGCUGCAAUGCCCAGAUAGCCUUUGUUAGAGAAGCGCUGGCAGCAAAGAAAAGGAGGCUGGAGCGAACCAUGAAAUCCACACCAACGCCCGAGCCAGGAAAAAGACGGUCCGUGACUUUGAAUUCUAGCUCGCCCGUGAGGACGACGGUAGAGAGGUGGUACCACAGGACUGCGGAUCUCACCCAGGUCAAGCAUCUUCUUCGCCGGGAUGAUUCCGACUACAAGGUGUAUCCCGAGUUGAAAUGGGACGCGUCUGUCAGGUGCUCACCUGACUUGCAUCAGGAGGAAAAAGCAUUCAUAGACUUGCGUAAAAGGCGCAUAUCUUCUCAGGGCGAGGAUUCUUUACACAAGUUCCUGGGCUUGCCACCAGAUGAGUUGGUUGAUCCCCGAGAUGUGCCCCUGGUGUCUCUGGGGGGUUCUGGCGGAGGUUAUAGGGCAAUGUACGGUUUUGGGGCCUUUAUUUUGGCGUCCAAGAAACUAUAUCUCUGGGAUUGUAUAACCUGGGUAGCCGGAGUGAGUGGAAGUUGUUGGACGCUGGGUGCCUACUACACAAUUGCCGGCCACGAUAUUGGCAAACUCAUGCGGCAUUAUGUGACCGUCGCUCACGAACUCGCCCACCCCAUGAGUCUGUACGCCCUUAACGUCGUGGCGCGGAGCAGCAAAGGAAUUUAUUUUCUCAUUGGGCCUUUACUUCGAAAGGUGGAAUGUAGCAUUAUUGGACUGGGUAUCAUGGAUCUCUACGCGACCCUGAUCACGACGUAUCAAUUUCUGUCGCGGCAGCCAGGAAUGAGACUGAGCAGAGCUACUUUCCAAUUCUCAAAGGUUUGGGGUCGUUCUUGUGCCAAGACAGCAGCAGAACCCAUGCCAAUCCUCACAGCUGUGAGAAGGGCCCCUAAAGAUGCCGAGGGAGUAAAACCACACAGGGACUCUUCGAUCAGCAAGGGGCAACCUCCAGAUCGAUCACUGUUACAGCAUGAUGCUGAUUGUUUGAAUGCACGUCUAGUCCGCGAACAGGAACGCCCCAGGGAUGAGCUAGGAAACAUCAUCCGACACGAUGGCCUCUUUCAGUGGUUCGAGAUCUCUCCUCUGGAAAUUGGAUGUGUAGAUAUCCAGAAGUACAUUCCCACGUGGUCAUGGGGGCGCACCUUUGUUUCUGGUCAUUCCUCUGAUCGGCGACCUGAGCAGUCCUUCGCACUCUUACUCGGGCAGUGCACAAGUGCUCCGGCUGGGCCACUAACAGGCUACAUAUCCGCCCUUCUCGCUUCCCUACCGAAGGGUACGAUGAUGUCAAGGGCGCUAUUCGCGAUAAAUAGAUUUAUCCGCCAGAAGAAAUGGGAGAGGCUCUGGGUGAAUCCUAUUCGUGCUGGACACGACCCGAACCCUUUUUAUGGCCUCAAUUUCCCGUUAAACCACAACAGAGACGCACUUGAGGUAGAGGGUGCCUGGGACUCUGUGGAGGGUGAGAGUACUGCUAGUGGGAAAAGUACGACUCCUCAGGGCGAGCUAACGAAGACUCAGCAAUGGGAAGCGCAAGGGAGAGUCAGACUCAUGGACAGUGGGAUGUCAAACAACCUGCCAAAUCAUGUCUUGGCACGAGCAGAGCGCUCUGCCGACGUCAUGAUCUCUUUUGAUGCGUCAUCAGAUGUUCAGACACAUUCUGCUCUUCAGAGAAUACAUAAUUUCGCUGAGGAUAGCGGCAUCCAUUUGGAGGAUUGCACCGAUCUCUUUGAGCUGCCCAGUUCAAGAAGCGAGGAGGGUGCCUUUGGACUAGCUGCUGCUCACAUCGAAUUACAUCAUCUUCAACAAUAUGCACAGGUCUUCAGAGGAAGAAGACACGAUGGCCAAGUCCUUUACAUAGUAUACUGCCCGCUACUGCCAAACCCGGUUAAUCCUCACUAUAACCCUUCCAAAGCAGCCUUCUCGAGUUCCUACAAUCUUGUAUGGACACCCGAGCAAGUUAGCACACUUGUUUUAACAGCAGAGUCCAACCUCUCAGAUUAUGCCAUCACGGUGAUUCAACAGGUGAUGAGAAAAGUUUACAUGGACAAAAAAGCACAGCGGUUAGAGUUUAGCCAAGCUAGUCAACAUGAUAUUGGUUAUGCCUCCUAUGAGGGCUCGGGUCAUGAACGAUAUAGCGCUGCUGGAUAG
Clonostachys rhizophaga is the source of this 2307-nucleotide messenger RNA. Lineage: Eukaryota; Fungi; Ascomycota; Sordariomycetes; Hypocreales; Bionectriaceae. The record is from the annotation of a GenBank genome assembly.